AACAUCAGAGAGCGGCUACAGGCAUUUGUUGCCCUUGAAAUUGCGUUGCUGGUAUCCCUCUGCUCUUCUGACCGUCACAUCUGUUCCUAUGCAAUCAGAUGCCUUGGAUAUCUCUGUAUAGAAGGAGAGCUGACGAUGGAAGAAGAAGAACCACAGCUCAAUCAGAUCACUCUCUUGUGUAAUCUUCCGAUCUACACUGACCUUGCAGACGAAGACAAGGUGUUUAUUGGGCGAAAGGCUCAGCAAAAGAGUAUUAGGAAAUACAUGAGAAUGAUCACACGCCACACGCCAGGAAACCUAGCGGCAUGGGAAGAGGCUUGGAAACGCUGGAAGGUCCUGACACAGACCGUAAGUCGCUUUUCUGAGGAUGGUUCCGAAGCUUCAAAUGAGAGAAAACACGUUGAGUGGCAAAACUAUACUGGCUUUUUGGCGGCCCUGGGCGGAUGUUGUUUGGCAACUGAUUCGGAUUAUGGUAAUGACCCUGCUGGACGUACACGGUCGUUAGAACAGUCGCAAAUGAACGCACGCCGAAUCUCGGCCCCUAGUGAGCCCUCUAUACUUGCCGACAAGUUUAUGAAAGACAUGGUUGAUUUGUUGGUUUCUGAAAAUGUUUUUAUUCGUGAGGGUGUCAAGGACACACUUGGAAAUGAUCUUUCGCCUGCGCUUUACGCCAUAUUGUUCCGAUAUCUUGAGGACGCAAUGGCCAAAUGUUUUGAUUCAACAGGAGAAGCAAUAUGUGGUGCACAGUCUACGCUGUUUGUAGAACAAGCUGUCCUGGUGCUCAAGAUGAUUUUGGAUCGUUUGGCAGAACCCGGAGAUUCUUUGUUGAAUAUUGAUUUCAGUACACUCAUUCAUCAGUUUGCAAAGUAUCUCAACAAAGUUCCAAGCAACUAUGUUGUACUUCGUAUCAAGAUCAAGAUUUGUCAUUUAGUUGAAGCUUUGAUGGCUAAGAAAGAACAAAUUGUCAUCAGAACCGAGAUUAAGCUGCGAAACAGAUUGCUGGAAAUCAUUGUUGAAUGGACAAGCGAUUUCUCACUGGUAGGUUUUUUUUUAAAACAAAAAGGAAGAAGCAAACCAGAGGGAUAUAUCGGUUUAGAAGAUGUGCUUCAAAAUGACAAACUUAACCGAGAUCUUGACCAUGCUUGUCUCAAGGCCAUUGUCGGUCUUCUUCAUCAGCUUCCUUUACAGCCUUCAGAGAAUGGAAGACAGGGUGACCCUUCACAAUUGAAGAGUCGCUUGUUUUACAAGUACUUUUCGUUUUUCCUGAAGCUUUUGAACCGAUAUCGUUUAAGCGAGAUAGAGACCGGUAGCCCUGAGAACUAUCAUGAAUGGGCACAAUUAAAAGAAUAUACCAUUCUGGCAAUGUCGAAUCUGUUGAGCGCCAACAUUGACGCUGGACUAAAAUACUCGCUAUCUAUGGGAUACCAUGAGGAUGUCCGGACAAGAACUGCAUUUAUGCAAGUCUUGACAAACAUAUUGAACCAAGGAACCGAGUUUGAGACACUAGCAGAGAAUGUGAUGACAGAUCGCUAUGAAAAGCUUGUAGAUAUGAUUGUGGUGGAUGAUAUGGAUUUAGCAAUGUCUCUUUGCGAUGUUAGUCCCGCUACAGAAGCAUCCGAGAUUGCGGAAGUUCUUUUACUCUGUUUUGACUCCCGCCAAAAGACUGUUCCAUUUUUAACGGCCUUGAUCAAAAAAGAAGUAGACAUGACAGAGCAAGAAUCUACGCUUUUCCGCGGUACUACCAUGCCCACUCGUAUUCUAUCAAUGUACGCAACCAUGACAUGUAUCGACUAUAUCCGCAUCACACUUCAGCCUGCGAUGGAAGCCAUUAAUAGCUUGGGAGACUCAGAACUCACUUGGGAAUUGGAUCCUCAAAAGAUGGGUCCUGAUGACGAUGCUUCUAGAAACAAGAGGAACAUUGUAAAUGCCACAGAGCUCUUGCUAAAGGCAAUUUGUUCAUCUGUACCAAAUGCUCCAAGAGCAUUCCGACAAGAACUCUGUCUUAUUGGAGAAGCAGUUCGUGAACGGUAUCCUGAAUCGAAAUACAUGGCAGUAGGAGGAUUUGUCUUUUUACGUCUAUUUGCACCUGCAAUCUUGACUCCAGAGCAUGCCGGAUUUUCUAAACAAGCCUUACCUCGCAACAAGAAUGUUGCCAAGAUACAGCUUCAGGCCACACGUGUGAUGCAGAACUUGGCCAACAAUGUUUUGUUUGGAGGAAAGGAAACCCAUAUGAUUGUGUUCAAUGACUUUUUGACAAACAACAUCUAUAAUGUUACCAAUUUCCUUCGUCUGAUAUCAACCGUGUCGCCUGAUGAUGGCAAGGAAGACCAGAAUAACAGUAUACGGAUGGAUGAAGCAAGUUUUGUUAGGAUGCAUAGGGUACUUGCGGACAAUCUGGAGCGUAUGUCGAGAGAUCUGGCUGGAAGAAAAUCUAGCGAUUCGUCAAAUACGUUUUCUAUACUUGAAAGAAAAAAGACAAUCGACAGAUUAACAAAUCUGCUUGGCCAACUUGGUCGACCUUCCGAGGCCUCUCAUACUGAGCAGUUCAUAGCUCGAAAUUAUGCCUUCACAAACAACAAUCAUUAUUACAGUGAAUUUGUCCGUCGUAAUAACCAUCGUGAUCUUGCUUCAAUCAGCUCUAAGAACAUAUUUUUCCAAGGCGGUUCGAGUAAAGGAGGACACCCGGUAUUCUACCUCAUUGCCCGAAAUGUGGAUGCAGAAACCUGUGAUUUUGAGUUGUUGAUAUACUAUAUGCUAAGAGUAAUGGAACCAUAUCUCAAUCAUCCUUUCGAGUUAAUUCUUGAAGUGACCCAAUUCAAGUCAUCGAACGAGAUUCCUCCCAGCUGGAUGACACAGUUCUUCAAGCUUGUCUUUAGUGAAAUGAACGAUUACCUUGUCACUCUUUAUAUUUACGGUCCAAACCAGCACCUCACACGCUAUCUAAAAAAGGUUCCUCGUGCGCUUAUCAACAAGCUUGUCAAGAGAACUCGUUUUAUAUUGGGACUUAGUGAGCUACAUGAACACAUUACUCCUUCCGAAGUAAGACUUCCAAAACUGACAACUGAUAUGGAAGAAGAGAAAACCACUGUAUUUUUCCCUGUAACAAGAUUAACAAACUUGAAAUCAGCUGUGCCAGUUAUUGUUAAGGUUGGACAGCUAUAUGUUCACAUAAUCACAGUUCGAAAACAGGAGAUCGUGUACAAUCUGAACAGUCAAAUGAAGGAAGUGUACCAUAUAUCAGAGUUUGAAGACAUGAUUGCCACCUCGUCAUCAGGAAGUGAAAAUGGAGGCGAUAUAUCCAUAAAGUACGAUCACGGAAAGGCAACCAUGGUUCUCUCUUCGCCAAAACGUGAUUCUUUACUUUCUCUUCUUCGCUACAGAAAACAGCGUUAUGAAACAUCAAAGCCUGGGGGAGGGAAUGAGCGUGCUAUCAGACCUAGUGAUGUGCCAGGACGUCUGCUAAACAUGGCCUUGCUUAAUAUUGGCAGUGAUGAUCCUGUGCUGCGUCUGUCUGCCUAUAAUUUGCUAUAUUCCCUCAGCUUGUCAUUCAGAUUUGACAUUGGAAAUCAGCUCUUGAACGUAAAAGAUUUAUGCAUUCCCACCAACAGUUCCGACUUUAUUAUCAGUAUCAGUGAAAGCCUGGCCAGUACUGAGUCUCACUUAACUCUCGAGUUUAUCAAUGAAUGUUUUGUUGGAUUUAACAAGUCAAACGAUGGCAUGAGACAACUGUGCUUGGAUUAUAUGGCUCCGUGGCUUAAAAACUUGAGCAUAAUGGGACGAGGAAUCAGUGGAGAAGGUUCCAAGAAUGCAUCAAAGACAAGAGACGUACUAAGACUUUUAAUCGAAAUGACUGUCAAGCAAGUAGACAUGUACAAACACAUACAAGCUAAAGUGUGGAAGACUUUGGCUCAGGUUGAUAGCAUGAUAGAUCCAAUUCUUGAUGCGUUUGUAAAGUACUCUGUAGACCAUGGUGUAGGAUCUCUUCAAGCAGAAUCUAUGGCUGAUACUUUUGUUACCAUGACAAGUGUCACCGUACGUGGAAAGGUUGUCAGUAGACUACGCAAGAUAAUACAAUAUACUUCUACAGACCCUUGUGAAACUCUCGCAAAACAUCCUGCAUGGCCCGAGAUUUCUGUUCUCCUUCGAUUCGUUCUUAUGCUUUCUUUCAACAAUGUUGGCCCUGUAAAACCAUACCUUCCCGAGAUUUUCCAUAUUGUCUCUUUGCUGGCAGCUACGGGAUCAAAUUUUGUGCGUGCGUCUGUACAUGAACUCGUUGUAAAUGUCAUCCACACUCUGUGCACUGGAAUGCCAAUUGGCGAAGAGAGAAUGAAGAAACUUCAUUUCUUGCUCAACGACGUGUGCGAGAGUAAGAACCGUGUCUACUUUGGACUGACCAAGCACCAUGCCAAGGCUUUUACGAUUACACAAGAUACUAUGCAUGAAUUAUCAGAAACUAUCAACUUGUCCUCUCUUGAGAAUAUUGCUCGUAUUUUGUUGGAAGCACUGAACAUUGGUGCACCAUCCACAGAUGUUGCAAAUAUGUGGAGAGCGCGCUGGAUGGGUCUUGUUGUGAGCACCGCAUUCCAGUUUAACCCUGCGAUCCAGCCCAGAGCAUUAGUUAUCCUUGGUUGUCUGGCUCAAGAUGAAGUUGAUGAUGAUCUGAUUUACCAGAUUCUUGUCGCUCUACAGGGAGCAUUUACUAUAUUUAACUCACUUGAUUCAAGCUUGAUGAUCAGUAUCAUGAUGUGUCUCAGAAACAUAAUCGACAAUCUGCCAGCCGAUUCUCGUUAUUUACUUCCACUUUUCUGGCUUGCAGUUGCACUCGUUCAGAUGAGCUUCCCUGCCACAUUCUCUACCGCAGUUGAAUUUUUACAGUCGGUUUUACGUGCACUCGAUGCCCGUAAGAUGUUCCAGAAUCGUGGUAUGGUUGAGGUCCUUCUAGAGGCUCGUAAGCCAUUUGCAGAUAUUGCACACCAGCUUGAUGUCAUGAGCGGCGUCAGCUUCGAAAGUCAUUUCUCGUUUGCAGUGGCUGGAAUUCUGCUCAAGGGAAUCAAGAACUGUGACCCUAAAGACAUCGUUUUCCAAUGUUUGACUACAUUUUUGGAGAUC
Phycomyces blakesleeanus NRRL 1555(-) is the source of this 5109-nucleotide messenger RNA. RefSeq lists its product as hypothetical. Gene Ontology annotation, biological process: regulation of GTPase activity. The record is from RefSeq and is a predicted model, not a curated record. Lineage: Eukaryota; Fungi; Mucoromycota; Mucoromycetes; Mucorales; Phycomycetaceae. The transcript has 16 exons. The annotation marks the transcript as partial.